UCGCUAUCUAUCGGCUAAUGUAUACAUCAAUGCUCCGGAUCUGCUCCAAAAUUUUCUUUAUAUUGUUGGCACCACUGUUGUUUAUGUUUACAUCGCUUUUCACACUCGCGUUCGGUUUCAGAUAUUGUUUUAGAGAAAAUUCCUUUUAACAUUCGCUGUAACUUCUCGUAAUGGUUCAUAAAAAAUCUGAAUAUCGUCUUCAAUUUCAUUCUUUAACUCAAGACCUUCGAAAACAAAUUUGGCAAGAAAAUAUACGUUUCAGAGAAUUCCAACGAUCUGUGAAUCAAGCUCAUCAUUACUGGUCAUACCAAAUAACCGAUGAGCCUUGCGUUUGUGAUGAUGGGACAGAGGAAUGUAAAAAUAGAAUUCAGGAUUUUACUGCACCUGUCAUUCUGGACUCCUUGGAGAAAUCAAGCGACAUUCAAGGGAACGUCCAAGAAUCAUGCCUAUCAAAAAAGAAGAGUGGAACUCAGCGACAAGUCCGGUUGAUGGACCCAGAAACUGAUGAGAUUCUUGCUCACGAGGUUGCUGUUCAGACUCCUGACUGGACCCCAGAGGAAAAAGCAUCUUCACCUGAAGAUCCUCCAGAACUUCAUCAUUUGAUGAAGAAUUUAAGAACAUCUUCACCGGAGUAUAAAGAUACAAAGAAAGAAAGUGCUGGUCCCCAGAGACCAAAUGUAAUGAUCUCUACAAAAAGUCCUGAAUCUGUUUCAACCAUGAUGCAAUCUGCAAUGGGUAGUAGUUCUGAGGACAGAUUAAAAUUUACUGAGAGACCAGCUUCAUGUUGCAGUCCUGAGUAUAAUAGACGUGACUUUCCAUCUCGAUUUUCAUCAUUGUCUAAAACGAGUAGGAAAUAUUUUUUUGAAGAAAAGAAGAUGCCGUUUGUUUCUUAUGGUUGGAAUGAUGCUGAUAAAAAUAUUGGAGAAAAGAAGACAUACAAUGUCAGUGCUCCAGAAUCACAGGUGCAUUCUCCAGCACUGAGAGCUCAGAAAAGACGAAGGGAAGAUAUUGAAAAAUACCUCAGAAGAGAGUUAGAUUUAAGUAAACGAAUUUCACAAACUAAGAGUCCAGUUAAUUUGAGUAGUAUUUGGAUGAGUGAAUAUCAAGAAAAAUUUUCCCAAGGAGCUAAAAGUUUUGGAAAGAUAUGUAGGCCGAUGUCCGCUCCUUUGUAUUAUCCUUUAGGCUGGAGAUGCAGAUGAUACUAAAUUUAUAAAAAAAAUAUAUCUAUUUAAUUAUUGAGUGACUUUUUAUAUAACUAAUGUUUGAAAUUUAUAUAAUAGUUGCUAUAAAUGUAAUUGUGAUUCACCUUUUUUAUUUUUUUAUAUUAUACUAUUUGCUCUUUCCGUCCAUAUUGAUGUGCUACUAUUUUGACUGUGUUGUUGUUGUGAAUAUAUGUAUGUUUUAUAAUUGUUAUUUAAAUCAUUUUGUUGUAAGUUUUUCACUAAUAAAAACAUAUUGGAAUAUAAAAAUGCAUUUUUCAUUUAGGCUAUGUCACAAAUUGUGAAUGCCUAAAGGCAGCUGUUCAAGAUUGUAAUGAGGAAUUGUGAGAUACAAUUUAUUUUUUUAUUUGUAUAGAGUUUAUGUAUUUGUAUGAAGUUUAUUUUUUUAUUUGUAUACAGCAAUGAGCGUCGAGCAUUAAGGUACGAACGAAGACCGACAAUCGAUAAACGACAAACGACGCAAGAUGAACGACGAAGGACUAGAAACUAGCGACAAGUAAGAGCGACCAGCGGUCAGUGACAAACGGCGAUCCACAAACAACGUCCGAAGAAAGUCAGAACUCAAGAGUGUGCGA
This is a messenger RNA of Gryllus bimaculatus (two-spotted cricket), 1795 nucleotides long. NCBI's taxonomy places the organism in Eukaryota, Metazoa, Arthropoda, Insecta, Orthoptera, Gryllidae. The record is from the annotation of a GenBank genome assembly.